This is a messenger RNA of Biomphalaria glabrata, 8539 nucleotides long. Its product is annotated as acetylcholine receptor subunit alpha-like 1. The transcript is spliced from 6 exons. Gene Ontology annotation, biological process: nervous system process; chemical synaptic transmission; signal transduction. The record is from RefSeq and is a predicted model, not a curated record. Gene Ontology annotation, cellular component: synapse; neuron projection; postsynaptic membrane. Bases 1166 to 2692 code for a protein of 508 amino acids. NCBI's taxonomy places the organism in Eukaryota, Metazoa, Mollusca, Gastropoda, Planorbidae. Gene Ontology annotation, molecular function: acetylcholine-gated monoatomic cation-selective channel activity; transmembrane signaling receptor activity.
GACACUCGGCCAAUAACGACACGUGUGUAAUGCACAGUGGAGAAAACGCGUUUAUUGUUCCAAGGGAGAUAAGUGUAGAUUUUAUUUGACAUGUUCCAUAACUCGGGGUGCGUGUUUUUUUUUUUCCGAGGCCGGCAACCGACUUGAGGCGAAGUACCGAGUGUGGCCGAUGGAAGCGAAGGAAAAGUUAACACGAAACGGUAACACGCUGGGUUGGAGCGUUGGAGUGUGCCAUCUUCUCGCUCUCGCGCCGGUGAACUUUGCGCUAUUUUCUUUCACCUAAAUAUUUAGAUCUGUUCCUAUUUGUAUUUAUCUUGUAGUUGACCCAGAGAUUCUACAUAUUUAUUUGUAAUUCUGUUAGUCUGCCCAGUGUUAACUUCCUUUAAAAAUCGGGUUCUCUGGAUACAUUCAUGGAGUUGAGAUCGGGAAUCUAGAUUUACAGCUCGGGAUCCAUCCGGAGUGAGAACCAGGGUGUCGAGCUAAUAGCUGGAUUGUGUUAUUUAUAUAGUGAGUGGUGGAUGCAGUUUUCUUUUAAAAGAAUACAAUUGAUACUUUAGUGUGUUUUAGAAUACAGAGUCUAGAUUUUAGUUUUGUUGCUUUCAAAAGAAAGACAGACAUUCAUCGACUUACAUAACACCAUGAACCCCUAAGCCUGCUUGCUGAGUCCACUUGUAUUCACGACUGCUACAACAGUCAACGAUUAUGGCCAUUGCUAGGAUAAGAUGACAUGUAAAUUAGACGAUGUUCUUCUCGACUAAAGAUCAAGGUCAGUGAUGGGCAGACGCUAAAGUUAAAGAUGUUUUUAAAUCAAGAAGUUUCAACUACGCUUCAAGUUUGGACUAUUCGAGAGCAAUGACCAGGGACACAGAUGUAUGUGUGUUUGUGUCCGUGUAUCAGUGUGAGUCUCCCUUAAGAUGAGAUUUAAAGGAAAAUACAUCCUUGUGAAAUUUCAAAUGGAAAUCUACUCAAAAGCGCAAACAUUGAUUAUUGAUUUACCGCGCUUUUACUUUCCAUACAUGGUCUUUUUGUGACAAUAAUUUGAUGUUUCCAACGGCAUGUGUCAUUUCUUUGGGCUUAUUAGGGAUGAAAUCGUGAAGUUAAAGGGUUAAAAGAUUACAUCUAUUCCUUGGAAGGUUCAGUGUCUGUGUUUUCUUGCCCUGUGAAAAUGAACAGGCCGUGUGGUUUGUUGCCUGUUGCCUCCAUUCUGUUGGUGCUCUUGCCUUGCGUGAAGAUGGACAUGCAGAAGCAAAGUCCAGCUGCCAAGCAACUCUUCAAUGACCUCAUGCACGGCAAGAUCCGUUACAACGCUCUCAUCCGUCCAUCUGCUGGUCCUGAGAAGAAAUUAACGGUCAAAUUGGGGCUACGUCUGUCUCAAGUUUUGUCCGUGGAUGAAAGAAAUCAAAUCCUUACAAUUAGCGUCUGGCUUCGUCAGGAGUGGACAGACCAUCGCCUCAAGUGGGACCCAGCAGAAUACGGAGGGGUCAAAGUUUUGAACAUACCAUCAGACCAGCUGUGGAAACCGGAUUUAGUUUUAUAUAACAAUGCUGAUGGAGAUUUUCAGAUCACAUUAAAAACAAAGGCUAUUGUUUACUACAGUGGUAGGAUAGUUUGGGAGCCUCCAGCCAUCUACAAGAGUUACUGCCCAAUUGAUGUAGAGUACUUCCCCUUCGAUAUUCAAGAGUGCUUCCUUAAGAUCAGCUCCUGGACUUACCAUGGUAAUGAGCUGGAUCUCCAGCACCUCUGCAAUGGCACUGCCGUUCAAGACAACAGCGGAACACUGGUCAUCAUUCCCAGGGGUGUGGACUUGACUGACUACUACUUCAACGUGGAGUGGGACAUUCUGAAUGUGACGGCCAUGAAGAGAGUGAAGUUCUACCCCUGCUGCCCUGAGCCAUACCCAGACAUGACCUUCAACAUCACCCUCCGCCGCCGCACUCUGUUCUACACCCUAAACUUGAUCAUGCCCUGCGUGUCCAUCUCUUGCCUGACAGUGCUGGUGUUCUAUCUCCCUUCAGACUCCGGGGAGAAGAUCACCUUGUCCAUCUCCAUCCUGCUGGCCCUCACAGUGUUCUUCUUAUUGCUCUCAGACAUGAACCCGCCAACAUCCUUGGUGAUUCCUCUCAUUGGGAAAUACUUAUUAUUCAUUAUGAUAGUAGUGACUAUGUCUAUAACAUUGACAGUCUACACGCUGCACAUAAAUUUCAAAUCCCCAUCAACGCACAAAAUGUCACCAUGGGUACGGAAGAUAUUUACGGAAAUCCUUCCCAGGGUACUUUUCAUGAAGAGGCCAGAAAUAGCCAAGAAAUCCAAAGUCUCUGUGAGGACAGUGAAUGGGAUCGAGUUGAGGGAAUCCCCUUCACCAGGGCAUGAGCCCAUGCACACAUAUGAACAUAUCCAGCAGACGAGAACCGAUUCAGGAGAACCUGAUGGCUCGUCAUACUAUCCUCCAGAAAUACUGGAGGCCAUCAAAGGAGUUACAUUCAUAGCUAACCAUCUCAAGAAAGGAGAUGAAGAUAUAGCUGAGGAAAGAGACUGGAAGUAUAUAGCAAUGGUUGUGGAUCGCUUCUUCCUCUACAUUUUUACAACAGCCUGUUUCUGUGGGACUCUAAGCAUUUUUCUGUAUGCGCCUUCCCUCUAUGAUGCAAGGAAGCACAUCAAGCGGUAUGACCCAAACAAUACUUGUCUAUAUUAGAAAAGCAAGGAGAAUGAUGGGAACGAAAUUUUCAUUCGGCUAAUUUUGUGAUCAUAUUUAUGCAUAAUUCUUGUUUUAAAAGCAAUAUAACAUUGGGCUGUUCUUUCUGUCGUUUUUGUUUCACCAUAAUGCAUUUAGCUUAGUAACAAUUAAUAAUGAUGUUAUAAUUUGUAUUUGCUUUUCUCCACUAAAAUCUAGUCUAUAUUGAAAUAAAAAUUUUGUGAUGAUGGUAGCUAAAGACUGACAGUGAUGGUGGUAGCUACAGAUUGGCAAUUUUAAUGAGAGCAUUGUGUUGACAAAAGUGAUAAGCUACAGUUGAAUAUUUUAUAUCCUUUCAAUAUAGUCAUCAUUAAGGGACAACUAACUCAAGUAUUACUCCUCUAAAUUUCGGUCAAACAAGCUUCUUUAUUAUUAUGGGUUUAGUUGUUUUGUUUUUUUAUAAAAUCUUUACUUCAGUGGAGCUCAUAAUGGGCUCCCAUAGUGCAAAAUGUUUUUUUUUUUAUUGGACAGAUCAUUUUAUUCUUGAAAUAUUUUGGAUUUAACACUAGCACAGGAAUGUUGCUUCCUGUCUGCUUCUCAUGAACAAGGGUAACAUCCCCCUGUCAUUUGUAACAAGUGUAUUUAUAGCUAACAGUAGAUAACUAGAGUAUGUGUUGUGGUUUGUUCUAAGUAUUGUCCUUGUUGAUUCUAUAUUUUUGUUUUUAUGGUCAAACUACAUUAGAUUGUGAACCAAUCAAGCAAUCUAAUAUGAAUGCAAUUGUUUAAAAAAAAUAUAUUGUUGGUAAGUAGAACCUUGAGUGCAUUUAAUGUAUAAAUGAUGACAUUUAGAUUAAAUGAAAUUAGCUAGUCAAAUUCAUAUAGGCAGGGCCGAAUUUUAGUAAGUGGAUUCCAAAACACCUUUUUAAAGCUUCAAUAAAAAAGUUUAGACUAUUUUUUGACAAUAUAUAUAUAUAUAUAUAUAUAUAUAUAUAUAUAUGUCUAGCUUUACUCAAUAAUUAGACCCAUUGUUUCCUGAUUUAUGAUAUAAAUUUGUUUGAAAAUGCCAAGAUGUUCUAAAACCAAUUCUUUUAAUAUUCAAACAAGAGAUCUCUCAUACCCUACCAAAGCACACACAAAAAUUUGAUUUAAUUAUAUUUUUGUCCCACUUCCUCCUAGCCACUUGUCAGUCUUUUGAUAAUGUUCUUGUUUUUUGUUUUCCUCAUAUAUUGGGAGAGGGAGAAGCAAAUGUCAGAUUUUUUCAAUAGGCUUUGCAAUAAUGAGUUAUGCACCAACUGAGAAUAGACUAAAUGUGGCUCAACAAAAAUUGCUAUGACGGAUUUAAGGGGUCAGUUACAGAGAUCGGGUCUCAAACAAAGAAAUCCAUUGCUGAACUACGUAAUCAGGUUGUGACCGAUUGUUGCAUGAGGUUUUUGGAACAUGUCCUCUGACAGAAUGAAUUACGCAUACCAAUAGUUGCAAUGACAUGGAGACCAAUACAAGGUAAGUGCAAACAGGGCACUUGGCACCACACAUUCAUGGAGGACCUCAGAGCAGUGGACACUAGGUUGGAAGAGGCUUCAUACAUUGCCAGUGAUGGAUCUUUAUUGAGACAACUUGCUCCCAAAUUUUUAAGGAUCUAAGUCUAAGUAAGAUUGGUUAAAAAUAAGAAAGGAAGAGUAUCAAUUUGGUUUAGGUUGGUUCUUUUUCAAUUCUGACCUUUUUUUUUUUAAAUAAUUGCUUUGCUGCAGCCAUUUUGGGAAAAAACAAAAAAUUAUUACAAAUGGUCAUCGGUAAGAUUUCAAAUUUAUCUCCAAACUGUUUUUUGUGAGUAACUAAAAGAAAAGACAAACUGUGUCCAUGAUUUCUGUGUCAUUCAGUUGAGUGGUUUUAGGGAUGAAGGGAUAGAUGAGUGAAGGAAGAGGUUAGUCUUAUUUCAUACUUAUAUUUAUAUACAUUCAUGUAUAUAUAUAUAUAGAGAGAGAGAAAGUAAUAUAUAUUGGAUUUUUUUUCGGGAGGGGGGUGGGGGCAGUGAGAUUAGUAAAAAAAAAACAUUUACUUAAAAAUCUAGUUAUUUUCAAUUUGUUUUUAAAAACACAAUUUUGGUUUUUGUUUACUCUGUUUGUGUAUAAAAGAAAAGUUUAUUUAGAGCCUUUAUGAUAGGACAUAUAGCCUAUCUUUCUAAAGGAAAUCAAUUUGAUCACUAUUAAAUAUGAUAUAAAUAACAUGAUAUUUAAAGUAGCUGCCACAGAAUGAUUGCAAAUGUUUCUCAAAGUAACACUUCUUAAGCCAAAUAGAAAUUAAUUAAUUUUUUUUUUAUUUUUCAAUUCAGCAUUAAAAGCAGAGGUGCUAAAUUGUUCCAAACUUCUAUUUGAAAAAAAGAAAAAGACUUCAGUAACUGAAUUGUAAAGCAUAAAUGUUCAUCUUUCAACAAAACGCACAAAUUCACAAUGUUUCAUUUCCAUACAGCUUAAAACUUUCAAUAACAAAAAUGUUGUGUAUAAAAAGUAAUAUUGAAUAUACACAAUAUGAAAUCUAAACUUAUUAAAACAAUAUUAUCUAAUUCAGUGUAUAAUGAUGUCAUUUCAUGAAAUAGCUUUCACGUAUACAUGGUAUCCACACCUACUCAUGGGAAGAAAUAUAGAUCCUUCCUAUUUUCUUCUGAUACGAAACAAAAUAGCUUGAGAUUUGCAUAAAGCAUAAUACAGAUUACCAGGGAAUCAAACAAGAUUUCUUUAGUUAGGCUGUCAAAACUAUUUAGAAAUUCUAUUUUAUAAUUUUAAAGCCUCAAAAGUUUUUGUACAUGUUUUGUAUCUAGAUAUAUGUUUAGCUCUUAAGAAACUAUUUUUCUACUAUUUGAAGUUUAGUUUGAGAGUAAUGUUCAUCCCCAUUCCCUCAUGCCCCUUCUUGCCUAGAUUUCAUGGACCAAAGUUAUCAUAGCAAUAGGAAUCGCAACAUCAAUCUGUCCCCUUUUGUUUCAUUAGGGUUUUUUUUAAUAAUUGAAGAGCUAACUUAAACUUUGUCUUACAGUAAAACAUUGGAUGAAAACUCAAAUUGUACAAAACCAUACCGGAAUCUAAUUUGAAAUACAUUUGACUUUUUUUUUUUACUUUAUAGUUAUAGGUGAUAAUCCUUUUUGUUUCAUUUUAUAAUAAUGAAAUAGCAUAACAUUAAUUAUAGUUUUAACUUUCUGUUCAUUUGUAUUUUUUCAAUGAUACAGUAUAUAAACAAGGAUAUGUACAUUUCAUGAAAUAUCUACCACAAGUAUGUGUGAAUCCUUGGGAUGUGAUGAUUAGAAAGUUGAAUCAUUUGUUUCGACAACCAUUUAUUAUCUAAGUUGAAAUUUCACACAUUCAUUCAUGCUGAAUAAUCAUUUCAUCAACUAUUGAAUUAAAUAAAAUUGCAGUUUUUACAUUAUGUAGAAAUAAGUAUAAUAAAAUUGCUGGCCAUUUUAUUUUCAAUUAGUAUAGAUGUCAUUUAUAGAUCUAUAUCUAAAAUAUCUAUGUUUGACUAUUUGUUUUAUGGGUGGUUAGCUAAGUUGGUUAGAUUAUCAUACUAAUAGGCGAACAUUUGAAUACAGUUUACUAUAUUGAACAUUAAGUAGGGUUUGAUUUUUUAAAAAUAUUACUAGUUGCUGUCCUUGUAAUAGACAAUAGUCAUGGUCAAUUUUGGGAUAAAAAAUGAUUCAACCUAGUAAUAAUGUCUAAGAGAAAGAAGAUUGAUAGUUAUUACCACAAACAUUUCAUAGCAUGAUUAAAAAGUGAAAAAAAAGUUAAAAGGUUUCGAUCACAGCUAAUGCCCAGGCAUUCAUCUCAUUUCCUUGAGAUGAUCCAUAGUCGCUUCGCAACUGAAGGAGGUCAUAUAAAUGCAUUUGAAAGUGUAACUUUUUAUUUUUUGAAUGUGAAUAAUUAGCUUUUAGAACCAUUUACUUACCUACAAUUUUUUUUAUUCUCAUUGAAAACAUUUUAAUGAAGAAAAAAAUUUUCAAACUUAUUUGUUAAUUUGCAUUUUUCAUGAAUUUAUUUGUUUCAAUAAUCUUUCCUUUUGUAUUUUUAUUGAACUCAUUGAAAAGUUUUAGAAAUUGCGUCAAAAAUCAAGGUGAAUCAAAGUCUUCUGACACUUGUGCUCAUUGUGUUGAUCUAUUGACUUAUAUGAACAAUGUUUUGAUUCAUGAACUCUUAUGAAAUGAACAAGUGCCUUAGAGAAUAUCAUUGCAUGAGUUCAUCUAGUAUUGAUACAACAAAGGCAGCGUCCCUCUCCUUCAGAAAUUCAACAUUUUAUUUAUAGCUGGACUCAGAGGAAAAAUGGUUUUAAAAAGCUAGAAAAACAGAACUUUUUAUUCCAGUACAAAAAUAAAUUGAGAUCCCAAGAUAGGUUCCUAUCAGAUAACAAACUGUUUACCUAGCAAUAAUAUCCUCCAUUUCAAGCCCUUUGUGACAUAAUGGGGAAAUAACUAUUUUUGAUUAAUUGUAAGACAGGAGUGAUUCCCCUUACGAAGUUUAUAUAAGGGCAUGUAGACCGUGUUUAGUUGCCACUUGCUCCUGAGUUACCAGCUUGACCGCUGGACCUGUGUUGUGAAUGGACCUCAUUCACCAAUUGUAAAUAAGCACAUUUUGCCACGUUAUAAUAUUGAUAAAACAAUGAAAAAUAUGUAUGACGUAAUUUGUAUAGAAGAUAUAGAGAAUCACGUGGCUAAAUGUUUGUUUACGAUUGGUAAAUGAGGUCCAUUGUAUUUUUUCUGUUAGUUGUCGUGUGUCUUGGGGUACUCGGGAGAAGUGUGCACUGCUCUGGAAAUCUUUUGGCGUAGUAUAUCUUUAGUCAUUAUUGUAUUUUAUAUCAUGUAUUGAUUAGUAGAUAUAGCCUCAAAUGAUUUCCAGGCAGUAUGUUUUACCCUGAUGUUCUGCAUCCUGGGGUACUCCCAAAUGUGACAUAUUUUUAUAGCCUUGUCUCUGAGGGAUUCAACCUGUAUUGAAUCAUAAGAUAGGCUUUACCAAACGGAUGUCUAUAAGUGGGAUUCUAUGAAGCUUGUAGGCUCAUAGGUUUCCCUGAAGCUUAUUGUUCAUCAUGACCCUUUUGUUGUUUUUUUUUGGGGCUAAAAGUGGCUGUGUCAGCCUAAAGCCUGUGACCCUGGAGUGGCCAAAAGUGGUCGUGUAUAUUGACCUGAGGCCUGUGACCUUCAUUUUUCUACACUGAUGUGUGAUUCCCAGAAUGUGACGAUAGUGUAUAUAUUAUAUGACUAGAGCGGUGUACCAUACUAUUUUUGAAUGUGAAACUUUAGUUUAUUUUGUGUGGAGUAGGCCUAUGAGUUGAUGGCCAUUUAUUUACACAUUUAUUUUACUCGUGUAAAUAAACUUUGUAUAUAUGUUUACUUGCGACUUUGUUAAGUCUUGUUUUGCAUACAUUAGUUUAAUUGUAUAACUGGAGGUUAUACUUAAUAACCUAGGCACUACAAGUAGGGGCCAAUGUACCUCUGGACGAACGUGCCAGCACACCUUUAACACUGAUCUGUUGAUCUAAAAUACCUAAAUCAAGCUAUAAUUCUCAUGGGAGCUCGAUAUUAACAAUAAAGUCGCACAGGGACUGUUAUUGAUGAUACAUCUCAUAGACUACCUUUAGCUACACCCGCUACUAGGUAAUGUGAACUGAUCAUAUGUGUUCAUGAGUUCUUCAAUGUUACACCCUUCCUCACCAGGGUUUUAGAUCUUGUUUGUUUGUUUUUUAUCAUUACACUGCUUGUAAAUAUCAAUUCAUUAUGCAGGUCAGAGGCUUGGCUCUGACCAGAAAUUAUUAAGAAUUACAUUGGUAUUGACACAUUUGAAGAUGAAAAUUUUUAGAUAAAUAAAGUUAUUGAAGUUAUUGGUUUCUUAAUAA